AUGCGAGAGGAAGCGCCGGUGUACGAUCAUAGGGCUGCAUCAUGGCAAAGUGAGUUUGCAGAGGACAGAUCGUUUGAUCCACCCUAUCGACCUUCAAUGGCAACAUUUGAUUACUACAGUUCAGAAAGGAGAUCUGCCGAUCAUGGAGUUCCAUCACAGUUUUCAAGUAAGAACGAAGCACUGCGCUCAUCAGCAAGGACGGUUGCAUCUCCGUUCACUGAUGAAAUCCUAAACGCUCCAAAUCCGAAGAAGUUUUCCAUGCCGAUCUUCAUUCUGUUUGAUGGAAUAACCAACCCGAUCGACCACAUCGACCACAUUCAGUUGAAAAUGGCUUUGAAUACUAACAAUGAUCCUUUGAUGUACAAAUGCUUUCCUACAAGUUUGGCUGGGCCAGCCCUCAAUUGGUUUAAGAAUCUGGCUCAAGGCUCAAUUGCUAGUUUCCAGGACUUGUGUGACAAGUUCAUAAGCCAGUACUAUGGGAAUAAACGCCCAGCCAAGGAUGUUUCAAGCCUUUUUACAAUGAAGCAGCACGAAGAUGAACGACUCCAAGCUUUCCUCACCCGGUUUAACCUUGUCAAAAGCAUGGUAAUGGAAUGUCAUCCGUUUACAGCGGUCCAAGCGUUUAAACUUGCAAUGAACCGAGGGACACCGUUCCACACAAGCCUAGUGGUGAAUACGCCGAAGACCAUGGACGAGCUGAACGAGAGAGUUGAUGGUUUUGUGCGUUUGGAAGAAGAAGAGGCAGCUAAUGCAAGGAAGACAUCAAUUAUUUCAACAGAAGAGAAGUCCAAAGCCAAGAUUUGGCAAAAACAAGCUCAGCCACAACGCUAG
Cornus florida is the source of this 831-nucleotide messenger RNA. RefSeq lists its product as uncharacterized. The record is from RefSeq and is a predicted model, not a curated record. Bases 1 to 831 code for a protein of 276 amino acids. The transcript has a single exon. NCBI's taxonomy places the organism in Eukaryota, Viridiplantae, Streptophyta, Magnoliopsida, Cornales, Cornaceae.